Lethenteron reissneri (Far Eastern brook lamprey) is the source of this 6603-nucleotide messenger RNA. RefSeq names its product leucine-rich repeat neuronal protein 1-like. The record is from RefSeq and is a predicted model, not a curated record. NCBI's taxonomy places the organism in Eukaryota, Metazoa, Chordata, Hyperoartia, Petromyzontiformes, Petromyzontidae. Gene Ontology annotation, molecular function: protein binding.
CUACUGUAUACCAGGCGAGGUAGUUAACAUCUCGCCACCGCGGCACCCCCAUAAUGUCCCCACGUGUCUGUUAAUAUGGACGUACACUAUCCAAGUGCCUAUGCGUGUGUGUCUGCAAUACAAUUUGAUUCCCGCUCACGACCGACAACAGUGGAGAUUGAUUAUACACUGUGUAACAUUUUUUUUGUUUCUGGGUACUAAGUGUUAUUUCCUAAUUUCUUAUGCUUCAAAAGUACAGUCCCCACAAACUUUGCUUUUGUGACCAGGAAAGUGAUAUUUUGAAAUCGACCUAUUUUCCAGAACAUUCCAGAUAGAUUCAGUGCUCAGUAAAUUUGGAGUAACUUCUGGAACAUUCUAGAACUUUCUAGUAAUAUAAAUAAUAGAAUAAAUAUAGGGGCCUUAAGCCCACCUGUUCAGUUUAGUUCCAGCUGCCUAAGUGAAUACAUAUCUGCAUUUUUCUGAGAUGGCAUCAAGAGGCUGCAAGCAUCCGGCAGACGCAUUUUGCUAUGUCUGCGGCCAAUGUAUCAAGACAAGAGCGAGAAAGUACUCUGUGGAAGCAUCUGCUAAUAUGUGUGAGGCCUACAAGGCAUAUUUCGGCAUGCCUGUUGGGGAUCAAGACAAACCCUGGGCAUCUCAUUGCACCUGCGAGCAAUGCAAAAAAACUCUGGAAGGAUGGUACAGAGGGGAAAAGAGAGCCAUGAGGUUCGCUUUCCCAAGCAUUUGGCGGGAACCCAAUGAACACUCAAGCAACUGCUACUGGCAAGAAUGCACCUGCUAUCACGUAUCCGGACCUUCCUUCAUCCAUCACCCCGGUGCCACACUGCCAUGAGUUCCUCUGGAGAGAGAGUAGCCGCCUUUAGAAGAGAGCAGAAAGUCAGAGAGCGAGGAAGACGUAGAUCCAGAUGACAAUUUCAGAGGUGGAGCUGAGGAGAGAAACCCAUACUACCCCAACCAAAAAGACCUCAACGACUUGAUCAGAGAUCUUGGUCUCACCAAGUCCAAUGCCGAGCUUUUGGCGUCUAGGCUCAAGCAGUGGAACUUGUUGGAUGAAGGUGUGAAAGUCGCAGAUCAGAGGAAGCGUCAUCAACCUUUUUGCAGCUUCUUCAUCCGUCAAGAUGGGCUCUGCUUCUGCCACAAUGUGACAAGUCUUGUUCGAGGCAAUCGGAAUCACCUGUAACCAGAAUGAGUGGCGCCUCUUCAUUGACAGCUUAUCCAGGAGCCCCAAAGCCAUGCUGCUUCAUAAUGGUAACAAGUCUCUUACCCUUGGCUCACUCGGUACACCUCAAAGAGGAUUACAACAGCAUCAAUACCUUGCUGGACGCCUUGAAGUAUGAUGAGUACGGCUGGGAGGUCAUCGGAGACUUCAAAAUGGUGGCAUUCCUGAUUGGUCUCCAAGGUGGUUUUACCAAGUGUACCUGCUAUUUUUGCCUUUGGGACAGCAGGGACACCAAGGCGCACUACCACAGGCGGGACUGGCCACAGUGGACCGAGUUCUCUGUGGGAAGGAACAACGUCAAGUGGGAGCCACUGGUGGACCCCUGGAAGGUGCUAAUGCCACCACUGCACAUCAAAUUGGGCCUGAUAAAACAAUUUGUCAGAGCUGUAGAUAAGGAGUCGGCAGUUUUCAAGUACCUUCCAAACUUCUACCCUAAGCUGUCUGAGGCAAAGGUCAAAGCUGACGUCUUCGUCGGAUCACAGAUAAAGAAGAUCCUGGAGUGCAAUGAAUUCCCCAAGAAGCUCACUAGUAAGGAGAAAGCGGCUUGGAACAACUUUGUCGCAGUGGUUCGUGGCUUCCUGCUCAAUCACAAGGUCGAAAACUAUGUGGAGCUGGUCGAGACUCUGGUGAAGAACUACGGCACAAUGGGCUGUAGGAUGUCCCUCAAAGUCCAUAUCCUUAAUGCUCAUCUUGAUAAGUUCAAGGAGAACAUGGGAGUGUACUCGGAGCAGCAAGGCGAGCGCUUCCACCAGGAUAUACUAGACUUUAAACGCCGCUACCAAGGACAGUAUGACGAGAACAUGAUGGGAGACUACAUUUGUGGGCUGAUUCGUGAAAGUUAUUUACAGUAUAAUCGUAAAACUCGAAAAAGUACUAACUUCUAAAUCUUUUGUAGCAAUUUUUGUAUUAUUUUAGAAUAAAUACAUGUUAAUUAUGUUUCAUAUGUUCUUUUUUCUCAUUUUAUGUGAACGAAAAGACACAGAUUCGCCCGUUAUCUCAGUAAAAAUAAGUACAUUUCAAAAUAACAGUUCUGGUCACGAAAGAAAGUUUGUGCGGUAUCAGAGCCAUUUUCUACACUUUUUAAGCAAAAGCAAUUACGAAAUAACACUUAUUACCCAGGAACAAAAAUUGUGUUACAUAGUGUUAUCCGAACCGUUCCUGAGCCUCCCUUAGGUCGACUCAGCCUGAACAAUGAGCAUCUCCUGCGGUGGUGCUUAAACAUCGGCACCGACGGAAGACAAAGACGGCCGAGCGCGGUGGUGACCCCCACGGACAGCCACUACUCGUCCUGUUACCACGCCGGCGCGUCUUAGACAGAUGUUCUCUCCCAGCAGCUUGCUCCAACAGGCUGACGCACGCGAAACGGACGGACGGAUGUCACCUCGCCGGCAUCUCGAGGUGGUGCCAUGCAACACCCACCCCCCCCCUCUCUCCCGGCCUCUCAACCUUCUGAUGCGGUAGAUGCAUUUGCUGCCCAGUUCGCGUCUUAGAGAGGGACUUGGAAGCCUCUGUGCUCUGACUGCCAAGCAGAAGGUGCGAGCGAGGGAGAGCAGCAAAAGAGGAGAGAGAGAGAAGGAGGAGGGAAGGAGGAAUCAGGAGAGAGAGAUAGGAAGACCAGCAAUAUGCAGCUGAAACUGUGUAUUGCGAGGAAUUGUUGCCGGCGCUCUUGAUUCCUGUUCACGAAACGGAAUAGAGCAUCCCCACUCCACCAUCCGGAGCUGCCAACUGAACACCGCCCCACCGCACCCCACCAGCCAGCCCGUACAAAAAGUGCUCCCCCACUCACGUGGGGCAUGCUGCGUGCACCGUGGGCGCUGUUCGGGCUGCCGCCCUCCCGGCAGAGAACGUCGGGCUGCCGGACGGCGCAGGCACGGGGAGAAGCCCCACGACGUUCUCAACGCGCUGCCGCUUCUCUCCUCUCGAAUGCCGCCAAAGAGCUGCCGAGCAGAACGAAUUCGUGUCGGUCCUCCGCCACAGCGGGUCCAUUUAGACGGAGAAGUCGUUGAAAAGCGUUCCGUUGCCGAGCGCUAAACACGCAACGCUCAACGCGGCCAGCCAUCUCGCAUUCUCCCCGCCCCAUCCACCCCCCCCAUUGAAACCAUGGCGGCUUCGGCACCGAACUCGGUCUCGCGCGCCCACGUCGUGCUGGCGCUGGCGGCGGCGGCGGCGCUGCGGGCGGCGGUGCUGCGCGCCGAGGAGUGCCCGCGCGCCUGCGCCUGCGAGCCGCGGCCCUGGUUCACGCCGCGCUCUGCGUGCCGCGAGGCGCUGACGGUCGACUGCAACGACGCGCGCCUCUUGCGCGCUCCCCGCGGCCUCCCCGCGGCGACCCAGGUCCUGCUGCUGCAGAGCAACGGGCUCGCGUCGCUGGGCGCCGAGCUGCGCCCGCUGCUCGACCUCAGCGAGCUCGACCUCUCGCAGAACGAGCUGGGCAGCGUGCACGACGCGGGCCUCGCCAACCACAGCCACCUGGUGUCGCUCCACCUCGAGGAGAACGCCCUGACGGAGUUGGCGGACGGCUGCCUGCGCGAGCUCGCCGGCCUGCAGGAGCUCUACGUCAACCACAACCGCAUCGGCAGCGUAGCGCCCGGCGCGUUCGCCGGCCUCGCCAACCUUAUGCGCCUCCACCUCAAUGCCAACGAGCUGCGCAGCGUCGACAGCAGGUGGUUCGAGGCGACGCCCAACCUGGAGAUACUGAUGAUCGGGGAAAACCCGGUCGCCGGCCUCAGCGACAUGAACUUCAUGCCCCUGUCGAGGCUGCUGAGCCUCGUUCUGGCCGGCAUGGGGCUGCGGUCGAUACCCGAGAACGCACUGAUGGGCCUCGACAACCUGGAGAGCUUGUCCUUUUAUAACAACAGCCUGGCCUGGGUGCCCAGCCGGGCACUGCAGAAGGUGCCCAACCUCAAAUUCCUGGACCUCAACAAGAACCCGAUCCAGGUGAUCCGCGCGGGCGACUUCAGGGACAUGUCUCACAUAAAGGAGCUGUGCAUCAACAGCAUGCUGGAGCUCGUGUCCAUCGACGGCGGCGCUUUCGAGAACCUGCCGGAGCUCGCGCGGCUGGAGGUGACCAACAACCCGCGGCUGUCGUUCGUCCACCCGGAGGCGUUCGGCGUGCUGCCCGCCCUCGAGACGCUCAUGCUCAACGACAACGGGCUGAGCGCGCUGCACCGGCGCGCGCUCGAGCGGCUGCGUGGCCUGCGCGAGGUGGGCCUGCACGGCAACCCGCUGCGCUGCGACUGCAUCACGCGCUGGAUGAGCGGCGAGCGUCCCCCGGCGCGCUUCGUCGAGCCGUGGGGGAUGCGCUGCGCCUCGCCCGCCGAGCACGCGGGGCGACGCGUGCGCGACGUGGGCCCCACCGAGUUCGCCGACAGCUGCCUGCCGGCCAUCCCCGGCGGCGUCCUCCCCGCCGACGUCCUCGUGGGCGCCGGCUCCGCCGUGGCGCUCCACUGCCGCGCGCUCGCGGAGCCCGAGGCGUCGGUCUACUGGGUGACGCCGGGCGGCGAGCGAGUGGCGAGGGAGGACGACGAGGACGGCGGGGGCGGCGGCGGGGGCGGCGGCGCGUGGAGGCGCUACCGGCUCUCCGACGAGGGCACCCUCGAGAUCCUGGACGCGCGCUUCGAGGAGGCCGGGCUCUACACGUGCGUGGCGCGCAACUCCGAGGGCCUCGACACCAAGGCCGUCAUGGUGAAGGUGGACGGCUCGCGCCCCGCCCAGGCAAGUGGCGGCGCGGACUUGACGCUGGACGUGACGGCGGUGGGGUCGCGCUCGGCCCGGCUGACGUGGAGAGCGGGCCACGGCGUCGCGGGGUCGUCCUGCGACCUCCGCUGGUGGUCGGCGCCGCCGCCGCCGUCGCCACCUCAGCCGGGUUCCUCCGCGAGGCCGGAAGGACCCCGCGUAUCGUUCUCCGCGCGGGUCCCCGUCGGCGUUCGCGAGUACAACCUCACGCACCUGUGGCCCUCCACGGCGUACGAGGCGUGCCUGUCCGCGCUGGGCGCUCACCGGCAAACGCUGCGUCGCUGCGUGAACCUGACGACGGCGCUGGCCGAGGUUCCGGCGGCCAAAGCGCCCGCUCCGGUCAAGCGGCACCGAGCGCUCGCCCUCGCCGUGGGCGGCGCGCUGGCGUCCAUGUGCCUGCUGGGCCUGUUGACGUGCGGCGCUCUGAAGGUGAGGAAGACGCACGCCGAGAGGCGCAUGGACGUGAAGGCGUGGCCCAGCGUUCACCACCGCCUGAGAGCGCCGAGGCCGACCCCGCUCUGGGACACGCGGCUGCCCCUCAUGGACGCCGAAAGCGGCGACGGGGAGAGCGAGAGGCGGCGUUCGCGCGAGGACGCCGCCGUCUCUGUGGACACGUCGAGGAGCCACAGCUGGCUGCAGCGCAGCUGAAAUAGCGGCCCGCGCGCGAUGCAAGGGAGCCGCGAAGCACAGUCAGACGGGAGGUCGCGCUCACUUAGAUUUGCGUAAAGUCGCCCGUCGUGGAGAGAAUGACAGGACGCUGAUUCGCGGACAACUUUCAAGGGCUGCUGAGAGUGAGAGCUUUUUUGUCUCCCCCUCCACGCCACCCCGCGUGCUUUUGAAGUGGCCGUGGAAUUGAACCAUCGAUGGUUUUGUUGUUGUUGUUGUCUGGAUUAACGACUUUAAUCCAUCCACGGUGGUCAAACAGGCCGUGCCUGCGCGCUGACUGAGCCAGGAAUUCAAAAACAAAACCCCACUAGGAGAUGAAUAAUAAUAACAACAGAAGAUUGCACAUCAUCACAGAGCACUCCGCUACAUACAGAGUGCUUUCAAAAAUGUUAAUACUCAUAUGGGACUAUCGUUUUUCAUGGAAAAGAAAGGAUAAUACACUGUAACGUGAUAACAAAUGUAUGUUAAUAGCUGCGAAAAGUCAAAGAGUCUCCCACUUUGUUCACCAUCAUUGUCAACACAUUGCCUGGCAUCUUCUCCAGGUGGUCUCCAGAGCCCGGAGGCACAUUUCUUGUGGUAUCGUUGCAAAUGCUCAGAAGUGUUUAAACCAUUUUUAUGAUGCACCCUAUAGAGAAAGAGAGAGACAGACGCGAUAGCUGGCGAGGCCUACACUCUCUCUCACGAGACACCCCCCCCCCCCACACCGUUACCAAAUCGGGCUCCCCUUACAAGGAGCACCGCUGCGUUCCCCCCACCGACUCCUCGUCACGACGCAGAGCUGCAGUGUUCAUCGUCUGAAGAAAAGAAAAAAACCAUUCCCAUCGCUGGGACGCUCACACGCACCUGGGAUUAAUGACCUACCCCAGAGCAGGUAGGUCUCGAUUUAAAACUUUCGUGACUGCAGGGAUUCAUCUUCUUGGUUCUUUCGGUAAAGUCAUCACGUAGAAUGGAAAUAAUAAAAUAAUACAAAUAAAACAUGAUAAAAUAAU